This is a messenger RNA of Thermothielavioides terrestris NRRL 8126, 1164 nucleotides long. RefSeq lists its product as uncharacterized. The record is from RefSeq and is a predicted model, not a curated record. NCBI's taxonomy places the organism in Eukaryota, Fungi, Ascomycota, Sordariomycetes, Sordariales, Chaetomiaceae. The transcript has 3 exons. The coding region runs from base 1 to 1164 and encodes 387 amino acids.
AUGGAGCUGGUCCCGUACAACGACAAGAAUGAAGGCUCGCAAGCUGUGCCGCCCUUCCCGGUGGCCACGCGAGGACCGGAGGGCUACCCGACCUGGCCUUAUCCCCCACUCAACCAGCACUCCGCUGAGACCUAUCGGCAGCCGGACGAGUUCGUUCCUUCGACCCCGUUCCCACCCGCGCCUUAUGGCCCUCGCCCCUUGAACGGCCCCUCGACCGCCAGUUUCGGUUCGAUCCUGCCCGCAGGCCCGGUCCAACUGGCGCCCCCUAUGCCAUGGGGUCCCGAGCCACAGCAAGGCACAGUCCAGGGCCAUUUCAGCCAGGCCAUUGUUCCUGUUGGCCAGCAAGGAGCGAACACCGGAGAGUACCCCCACGGUCAUGGUUACGGCGGCGCUUCGAUUAUGCCUCGCUCCGGCCGAAGGCCCCGCCGGCGCGCCUCCACGGCCACUGCGCCCAAUACAUUGCCUCUCGGCCGUACAGCCGGUGUGCUUGAGCUUCUAACCAAGGAGUGCCAGGCCCGCGGCUUCAACCCGGAGUGGAAGAUCGACAGGCUCGGCGAUUUCAAGUAUACAUGCCGCGUCAUGCUGUGGGAUCAGGAAGUCCAGGGCAACGGCGAGUAUUACGACCCGGUCGAGGCAAAGCGUGCUGUCGCCGCAAAGGCCCUCGACAUUGUUCGGUUCUGGCCCCCCGGGCAGCUGCCUCCACCGCAGGCAUCCCGCAGCUGGGCACCUCCCCCGGGCAACCACCCCGCCAUCAAGGACGAAGAGCAGUCCACAAUGCCGGCUCUGCCUUGGCACCAGCCGGCUGAGCAUCCGAGCCAGCCUGCUGGCCGAGUCCACCGUGUGCGCCGGGCCAUGACCACUUCACGCCCCGCACGCUCGAACGACGACGCGUCGUUGGUCCAGGCCUUCCUCGACGGCAUGGCCGCCGGCGCGCGUAUCAGAGAAAACGAUUCGCGCGCCCGCCGUUCGCGCUCGGCUUCGCCUCGGGCGACCUCUCGCACCUUGGACGGGCGCCGAGUGCGAUCAUCCCAACGCGACCGCCACCGGUCCAACGCCAAUCCCAGCUCGCGCCGAGGCGAGGGCCGCCCCAGGGCGGACAAGUAUCGCCCCAACUACCGUUCCGGCACUGAGGGCCAGUGGGUCCAUGAUCGGUACCGCCCUUAG